Molecule: messenger RNA, 342 nt
Organism: Monascus purpureus
Lineage: Eukaryota; Fungi; Ascomycota; Eurotiomycetes; Eurotiales; Aspergillaceae
Source: the annotation of a GenBank genome assembly
AUGCUUCCUCGUAGUGCCAAUACAGCUGUGUUCGCCCGUCUGUUGCGCUCCGCGCCACAGCCGCGGCCAUUCUCCACCUCUGCUUCAUCCAGAGCUGCCGUGUCUUCGUCUUCUUUGCCUGCUAAGAAGCCUGUUGGUGCAUUUCGGGGAGGGGUAUUCGGUUUUCUCGCUGGCACCGUCGCCUCCGGCGUGUGCAUUUGGUACUACUUUUUGGGCGAUUACAGGCUCUCUAACGAAAUUCUAACGGAUGAUAUCUAUGCCCUUCAAAAGUCAACAGAAAAGCUUCAGGGCUACGUUAAAGAGCUGGAGGCGAAGGCGGAUCAAUUGCAGAAGAAGAAAUGA